AUGCAAGCAGAAAAUGAUUUAGUAAAGACAUUGCUUGCUACUGAGAAUGGAGUACAGUUAGUAUGCACUCGGCUUGAGCAGCUGAUGCAAAAGCAUGAGGCUGGUGAUUUAGACGCUGAGGACAGUGAGGUUGAGGCUGUGAUGAAGCAAGCCUGUGACCUGAUUAUCAUAGUGCUUACAGGAGAUGAAGCAAUGCACAUAUUGUAUAAUAAUGGUGUUGGUGAGGUUUAUCUUACCAUGGUUAAGUGGCUCGAAUCCACAAAUUACAACCUGCUUACAACAGCUGUGUUGGCAAUUGGCAAUUUUGCCAGAAAGGAUGAAUAUUGCAUUCAAAUGAUGGAGAAUAACAUAUUUGAUAAAUUGCUUGACAUCUUUGAGAUUUACCACGGCUUCUGUGUACGUAUCCAAAAGGAACAAAACAAGAUGCACCCAAUUGAUAUAGUCACUGUGAACAAAAUCCAGCAUGCCGUGCUGUCGGCGAUACGCAACUUGACUGUGCCGUCUGAAAACAAGAGGGUUGCAGCGGCUAAGGGCAGGGCUGCACCGAUGCUUUUGAAUGCAUUGCCUAAUAUUGAGGACCAUCAAGUGGCUUACAAGUUGCUUGCUGCUAUAAGGAUGCUGGUGGAUGGACAAGAGGGCGUGGCGCGGCUGCUGGUGGGCAGCGAGGGCGCGCUGUCGGCGGCGGGGCGCUGGGCGCGCGCGGGCCACGCGGGCGCCGAGGGCGAAGCGCCCAGGCUGCUCGCGCGCGCCCUCCGCCAGCUGCGCGCCGUCGCCGCCCCCAGGAUGCUCCAGGUCGACGGCUGCGUGUCGAGCUUGGUGGGUAUGCUGGUCGCGUCCCACUCUAUCAUGCAGAACGAGGCGAUACUCGCUCUCACUCUGCUCGCAAUAGAGACACUCCACCGCAAGGAGCAGACCGACUUCGACCGCGAGCAGAGCUUCGUCACGCAGCUGAUAAGUUCGGAAAUCGGUAAGCACCUGUCCGUUUUAAUCGAGACCAACUGCGCGAAGAUGCCGGUAGAGGUCGCGGAGAACUUGAUGGCCUUCCUUGACCUGACCUGCAAGAGCAACCGGCUAGCCUCCGACUAUAAGGAGGCCAAGGUCCAGGAAGCGCUGCACAAGUUCCUCGACUCCAGAAAGGACUUCAGCGAGGACCUAAAGUCCUGCAUCGGUGUCGUCUUGACGGCAAUAUCCGAUUGCGGCAAGGCC
Molecule: messenger RNA, 1206 nt
Organism: Iphiclides podalirius (scarce swallowtail)
Lineage: Eukaryota; Metazoa; Arthropoda; Insecta; Lepidoptera; Papilionidae
Source: the annotation of a GenBank genome assembly